Messenger RNA from Anopheles cruzii, 1653 nucleotides. RefSeq names its product transcription factor collier (gene kn). Bases 121 to 1653 code for a protein of 510 amino acids. Gene Ontology annotation, biological process: regulation of transcription by RNA polymerase II. Gene Ontology annotation, molecular function: DNA-binding transcription factor activity, RNA polymerase II-specific; RNA polymerase II cis-regulatory region sequence-specific DNA binding. Lineage: Eukaryota; Metazoa; Arthropoda; Insecta; Diptera; Culicidae. The record is from RefSeq and is a predicted model, not a curated record. The transcript has 12 exons.
CUAAAGCUGCGUUCGGACGAGACCGUGCCGGGCUUCAGCUCGGCCUCGCCCUGGCCCACGCUCGAGCUGGAAUGGGGCCGCAAGCUGUAUCCCUCGUCGGUGCCACGUGGCGCCGGAGGGAUGAUGUUCGGCCUCCCACCGUCCGGGGCCGACAUGAACCAGCCGCGCGGCCCAAUGACGUCGCUCAAGGAGGAACCGCUCGGGGCCCGCGCCUGGAUGCAGCCGGCCGUCGAUCAGGCAAAUUUGGGUAUCGGACGGGCCCACUUCGAGAAGCAACCGCCAAGCAACCUGCGGAAGUCGAACUUCUUCCACUUUGUCGUGGCGCUGUACGAUCGGGCCGGGCAACCCAUCGAAAUCGAGCGGACCGCUUUCAUCGGUUUCAUCGAGAAGGACCAGGAAUCGGACGGUCAGAAGACAAACAACGGCAUCCAGUACCGGUUGCAGCUACUCUACGCUAAUGGUGCCCGCCAGGAACAGGAUAUCUUCGUGCGACUGAUCGAUUCCGUAACGAAACAGGCCAUCGUCUACGAAGGACAGGACAAGAACCCGGAGAUGUGCCGAGUACUGCUGACGCACGAGGUCAUGUGCAGAUUUUUCCUUAAGUUUUUCCUCAAGUGCAACCAAAACUGUCUGAAGAAUGCUGGCAACCCGCGGGACAUGCGACGAUUUCAAGUAGUGAUAGCGACCCAGGUGGCCGUGGACGGGCCGCUGCUGGCCAUCUCGGACAACAUGUUCGUCCACAACAACAGCAAGCACGGGCGCCGGGCGAAGCGGAUCGAUCCCGAAGGUACAGCCAACUCCCCCUUGGCAAUGUCGGGCCACCAUCUGGCCCCGGACAGUACGUACGACGGCAUCUACCCCCCGCUGCCGAUGGCUACGCCCUGCAUCAAGGCCAUCUCGCCGAGCGAAGGCUGGACCACGGGCGGUGCCCAGGUGAUUAUCGUCGGUGAUAACUUCUUCGACGGGCUGCAAGUCGUCUUCGGGACGAUGCUGGUCUGGAGUGAGCUUAUCACCUCGCAUGCGAUCCGAGUUCAAACGCCACCCCGCCACAUACCGGGAGUCGUCGAGGUAACCCUCUCCUACAAGAGCAAACAGUUCUGCAAGGGAUCGCCCGGUCGCUUUGUCUAUGUCUCCCUCAGUGAACCGACGAUUGACUAUGGGUUCCAGCGGCUCCAGAAGCUGAUCCCGCGCCACCCGGGUGACCCGGAGAAGCUGCCGAAGGAGAUCAUUCUUAAACGGGCCGCGGACCUAGCGGAGGCACUGUACUCGAUGCCUCGCUCACCGAACAGCUCGUCCGGCUUCAAUUCCUACAGCGGCCAGCUGGCGGUUAGCGUGCAAGACGGCACCGGUCAGUGGACUGAAGAUGAGUAUACUCGUGCCCAAAGUAGUAGCGUGAGUCCACGGGGUGGAUACUGUAGCAGCGCCUCGACACCGCACUCGUCCGGUGGCGGAUCGUACGGAAGCAGUAACGGGUACACAACGGCACCCAACAUGACCGGCCUGUCGUCUUCGCCUGCCAGCGUCUUCAAUUCUACCACAAGAAUCAACGGUCUGAUGAGUGGCGGCAGUGGCUUCAGUCCGUACUCGAUGACGACCUGUGGCACGCAGGGAUACACCCCAAGUCCGCUGGCGGCAACCACUACAACCAAAUGA